This is a messenger RNA of Fraxinus pennsylvanica, 1788 nucleotides long. NCBI's taxonomy places the organism in Eukaryota, Viridiplantae, Streptophyta, Magnoliopsida, Lamiales, Oleaceae. The record is from the annotation of a GenBank genome assembly.
AUGGACAACAGAAUCUCCUGUGACAUUAUGAGCUGGUUCGAGGACGUUUCCGAAAAUGCGCCCAGCGUUCAAACACAGACACUUCGUCGGAUUCUGCAACUCAAUUUUGCCGCGGAGUAUCUUAAGAAGUGGAUAGGAGAAGUCAGUAUUGAAGAUAUGGAAGAUAGUGCAUUGGAAUCGCUUUACACCUCUUUGGUGCCUCUUGCUUCCCAUGCAGAUUUUGAACCUUAUGUCCAAAGGAUUGCUGAUGGGGAAAAAGCACCUCUAAUCACUCAAGAACCUAUCACAACUCUCUCCUUGAGUUCCGGAACUACUGACGGCCGACAGAAGUACGUGCCUUUUACUCGCCAUAGCUCCAAGACUACUCUUCAAAUUUUCAAGCUUGCAGCAGCUUAUAGAUCAAGAAUUUAUCCAAUAAAAGAGGGAGGAAGAAUCCUUGAGUUCAUAUACAGCAGCAAACAGUUCAAAACGAAGAGUGGCAUAACAGUAGGAACAGCCACAACUCAUUACUAUGCAAGUGAGGAAUUCAAGAUUAAACAACAAGAGACAAAGUCAUACAUUUGUAGCCCCGAAGAAGUCAUUUCAAGUGGUGACUACAAACAAUCCACAUACUGUCAUCUCCUUCUCGGCCUAUACUUUGACGAUCAAGUCGAAUUCAUAGCCUCCACAUUUGCAUUCAGUAUAAUCCAAUCAUUCAGAUCAUUUGAGGAGUCUUGGAAAGAUAUAUGCAAUGACAUCAGGGAUGGAACCCUAAGUUCAAAAAUCACCAUUCCCUCUGUCAGAAAAGCGGUUCUUGAUAUAAUUUCAGUACCCAAUCCAUCUUUGGCAAAAAGGGUUCAAUCCAAAUGUGUAGAAUUGGAAGAAAUGGAUUGGUAUGGACUGAUUCCAAAGCUGUGGCCAAAAGCAAAAUAUGUGUAUUCAAUAAUGACAGGAUCUAUGCAGCAUUAUUUGACAAAAAUGAGGCAUUAUGCUGGGGAUUUGCCACUGGUGAGUGCUGAUUAUGGUUCGACGGAGAGUUGGAUUGGAGUAAAUGUGGAUCCUUGCUGUCCGCCAGAGAAAGUCAGUUUUGCUGUUGUGCCCACUUUUUCUUACUUUGAAUUCAUACCACUUAAUAGAUCGGAGAAUGAAGAUGGAAAAUCAGCGAUUGAUGAUUUUGUAGAAAACGAUCCUGUGCCACUCUCUAAUGUCAAGAUUGGACAACAAUAUGAGAUUGUUCUGACAACUUUCACAGGGCUCUAUAGGUAUAGAUUAGGAGAUGUGGUAGAAGUAGUUGGUUUCCACAGAAACACUCCCAAACUCAGCUUCAUAUGCAGGAGAAAGCUAAUCUUAACUGUAAAUAUAGACAAGAAUACUGAAAAUGACCUUCAACAGGUGGUGGAAAAGGGUUCUAAAAUACUAAGAAAAGCUAGAGCCGAGCUAGUCGAUUUCACUAGCCACGCUGAGGUCGCAAAACACCCGGGUCAUUACAUAAUUUACUGGGAAAUCAAAGGAGAAGUUGAAGAAAGGAUUCUUGAAGAAUGUUGUAGAGAAAUGGAUGCUUCAUUUGUUGAUCAUGGAUAUGUUGUGUCGAGAAGAAGCAAUUCCAUUGGACCUCUUGAACUUUGCAUUGUGGAGAAAGGGACUUUCAAAAAGAUUAUGGAUAAUUUCAUAGCAAAUGGUGCAGCAUUGAGCCAGUUCAAGACCCCUAGGUGCACUUCCAAUCAGCUGGUUACGUUUCAAGAAUCCUAUCUUAGGGAUAACAAUCAAAUUAAGAGAUGUAUAACGAUGUUUUCUGUCUUGGUCACAUAG